AUACAUGUUCUGUUCUAUUACAUUGUAAUACAUUUCCCCAUCUUUCAUCUUUACAUCUUUUCUCUCUCUAAAAAUACCAUCAUGGCCCCCAUGAGUCUCCCUCCUGGAUUUCGUUUUCAUCCAACUGAUGAGGAGCUUGUUGCUUACUACCUCGAUCGGAAAAUCUCCGGUCGUACCAUUGAGCUUGAAAUCAUCCCGGAGGUUGAUCUGUACAAGUGCGAGCCUUGGGAUUUACCAGAUAAGUCUUUUUUACCGAGCAAGGACAUGGAGUGGUACUUCUACAGUCCAAGGGACAAGAAGUACCCUAACGGGUCAAGGACUAACCGGGCCACGCAGGCUGGUUACUGGAAAGCUACCGGGAAAGACCGGCCGGUGCACUCUCAGAAGAGGGCAGUUGGGAUGAAGAAGACGUUGGUUUAUUACAAGGGUAGGGCUCCUCAUGGCAGGAGAACUAACUGGGUCAUGCAUGAGUAUCGCCUUAUCGACUCUGUUUGCGGCACACCAUCAUCAAGUUUAAAGGAUUCUUAUGCAUUAUGUCGUGUCUUCAAGAAACCAAUACAAGUCCCGAAAGGGAAAGAAGAAAAAGUACCGGGGAAUUCAAAUGGUGUUAAGGAUCAUCACAAGGAAGUAGGGCUAGGGGAUGAUACGAGUGGUAUUGAGAUUUCUAGAGGGUUGGAAGCAGAAGAUGACAUUAAUUUCAACAUGAAUGACUACUCAAAAUUCCCCUCGGAUACUUCCUCUUCAGAUGUCACUCAAGGAACACCUAAUGAAACCAACUUAGCAGAUGAUAUCCAACUUAAUCCAUUCACAUCUGAUGAAGCAAAUAGCUCAACUAACAUGUAUUCCCUUGGAGUGGACAUGGAUUUCUCUUCAAAUCUAAUUCAGGAUAUACAUAUGGGAAGCUAUACUCAGUAUCAAUGUCCAUAUCCACCAUUAGAACUAGAGGACUUCCCACAGAUAAAUAUAUCAGAGACAAAGGUGUCAAAACCAGAAACUAUAGAUGAUUACAUGAUCUAUGACAAGUAUAGAUCGGACUGCGUCAAUGGCACGUUAGAAGAGAUCUUCUCUUUAUGUUCUUCCUCUCAAGAUAACUGCAUGCCAUCACCACAUACACUAUACUAACUAAUACAGAAAUUGACUUCACCAUGGUAUACUUUUUUCAAUCUUAUUUUGAUAUUACAUUCUUUUUUUCUUUGGGGGUGGGAAGAGGAGGGUGAGGGUGUAAAGGCAAAAUGGGAAUUAUUUUGCCAAUGAUAAAAUUAUAAAAGGGUAUUUGGAUU
This is a messenger RNA of Rubroshorea leprosula, 1280 nucleotides long. The record is from the annotation of a GenBank genome assembly. NCBI's taxonomy places the organism in Eukaryota, Viridiplantae, Streptophyta, Magnoliopsida, Malvales, Dipterocarpaceae.